AUGCGACCGGAGGUGGAGGGUGACGCUGUGGGCACCUACCGUACGACGCUGGGAGACCUCAUGGACUCGCUGCCAGGGUGCAUGGUGGCCGCGAACAUCACAGCAUCAGAGAUCGUGGUGCGUAAACACCAGCCUGUGAAUUCCGCACUUGUGGUGACAUGCGAUGUUGUUUACUGCAAGGGAAGCAGUGGUGGGAGAAGAGGGGCAGCAGAGAGGAGUUUCCGACAACGCGUGCUGUCCGCUACCCUUGCCCCACUACUGCAGGCCCACACAACUGUGGCGAUUCCACGCACAAAAGGUGGGGCACUGGUCUCGAAGGGCGCGUUCAUCAAGGCAAGCCCCAAGAAGAAAUGGUUCACUGACUUUGCAGUGAAGUCGCCCAAGAAGGAGGAGUGGUACGCCAAGGCGCUGUGUAUUUUCAAGGUGGCCACAGCUGACGGCCAACGGAAGGGGUUUGUGUACGUGCGGUGGUAUGAACGGGUGGGGAUCUGCCCUCUCACCACCUGCGUGCAGCUCACACUGUCCCACAAGGACACAAGACAUACAGAGGUGGCAGUGGAGAGCAUUCUGCGAGUUGCACCGCCCGAAAAGGUGUUCACGUUCACAGAGUUUCUUUUAAUCCCCACACGGGUUCUGUUAGCAGCGUCUCAGGACGAGCGCGAGCAGCUGUCGCGGGAGUGGCACAUGCCCGUAUGCUUUUUUUACAACGCGACAGGAUGUAUCCGCAAACUGCCGCUCGUGGUUCUCCGACGGGAUGACAAGAGGCCCAUACACGAGGGGCGCAAGCGGCAACAUGCGGUCCAAGUGCGCUACGCCAAGAAUGGGCGAUUCUCGAGAGAGUUCCGCACUCAUGUCGGCCCGCCCGGGGCACCCGUGUUGUAUGCGCAGUUGUUCACGGAGUUCAUCGAUCAUUUCAACGGGGAACUAUACGCGAAGAACGAGAAGGCGAUGGUGCUGGUCCACAAACCGACGCACAUCCUUACCGGAUGUGUGAAACAGACUAGCGUAGUGGAGGGGUUCCUCGUGGAGGAGUUGACACGCGUGAAAGUUGUGCAGACGUUUGGCGUGUUGCCGGCUGCAGCGUUUUCGGCCCUGAAUGGCGUUGUGGACACAUUGAAAGCGGUGUUCCGGACGCGGUUCAUGCGAGAGGCGGUCGCGAGCCCGGAAUGGAUCCGUGCGGGCAUGUUUCCGCGCCCGCUGCUGCACGAUGUCCUGGGCAAGCUGUUCAUGGUGGGCAAGUUGACGAUGCCGGGGACAAUUCAGAGGAGCUGGUGGCGAGCCGGUUGCGCUCCGAGAGGCUGGCUGUCGCGUAUGGACCGCCUGAAAGGGAAAGCCGCGGCUGGGAUGUUUGACGGCCUGGUGCUUAAUUUGACGAGUUUGCAGCUGGUGAUCGAAGAGUUCAAGAGCAAGUGCAACAUGCGUGUGUUCAUGACGGCGUGGGAUUUUGUGGGGUGCGAUGAAGACCUCAUUGGGAAGUGGGCGCCUGCGGGGGGGGAGGAGGCCGAGUCGGAGGAUGAGAUCUCGGCAUACUUCUGCAUCCCGGAGGGCCCUCUCAUGCGGGACAGCCGCAGCUGUCGCCACGUAAGCGGCAUGGUACAUGGCGGCUUUGUGAAACAUGCGGAGGCCUUGGGUAUUCAGCUGCGUGACGUGCCAAAGGAGGCCGGAUUCGUCAAUGAGGAGGUGGUGAGCCGCCUUCGCCGCACGCCUACUAAGCGCACUCGGGCCGGCAGUACAAGUGAUGAAGGGAUCACGACAGAUGCUUCAAAUUGGGAAGGACACGUUCAGAAGGCGGGGGUGUUGUUCCCCAAGGAGGAUGACAAGGAGAGCGUUGUCCGUUUGGUCUAG
Molecule: messenger RNA, 1845 nt
Organism: Closterium sp. Yama58-4
Lineage: Eukaryota; Viridiplantae; Streptophyta; Zygnematophyceae; Desmidiales; Closteriaceae
Source: the annotation of a GenBank genome assembly